Molecule: messenger RNA, 1931 nt
Organism: Panthera uncia (snow leopard)
Lineage: Eukaryota; Metazoa; Chordata; Mammalia; Carnivora; Felidae
Gene: SMTNL1
Product: smoothelin like 1
Exons: 8
Coding region: 1-1461 (486 amino acids)
Biological process (GO): actin cytoskeleton organization
Cellular component (GO): microtubule organizing center; filamentous actin
Molecular function (GO): protein binding
Source: RefSeq, a predicted model, not a curated record
AUGAACACACAGGACGGCGGAGGGAUGGAGCACAAGGAAGGGGAGCCCUCCAAGGACGGGACCACUGUCUCCCCAGCCGCAGAGGCCCCGGUGACGCAGGGAGGUGGAGCCUCUGCAGAAAAGGAGGCCAAAGCCACAGCGGAGAAGAUCCUCAAAGAGGGGCCUCCGGAAAGAGCACUGGCCGAGGCCAGCACGUCAGCUGAAUUUCAAGGGGAAGCAAACGGGUGGGAUGAGGUCAAGGUAGAAGCCAAAGGGGAGGCAGAACUUCACAGGGAGGGCGGCGGGAAGGAAGAGAUCACGGCGGCUCCUCAGGAGACCGCUGAUGGGAAGGAAGAGACCCAGCUUGACCCCAAGGAGGCCAAGGAAGGGCAGGAGACCACGCCGGCCUCCGAGAAGCAGCAGGCUGACGAGAAGCAGGCCGAGCCUGAAUCUAGGGAGGAAGCCCGUGUGAGUGAGGAGGCCAAGGCUGAGCCCAAGCAGGCCACUGGGGAGCGGGAGGCCGAGACUGGGGCCGAGGAGGCUGAUGGGAAGGAGGAGGCCACAGCGGCCUCUCAGGAGGAGAGCGACAAGCCAGAGGGGCCUGGAGCGGAAGCUCAAGGGAAAGCGGGUGCCCCAGAGGCCGGGUCGGACUUGGAGACGAAGGCUGCCGUGGAAGAGGAGGAGGCCGAGGCUGAGCCUCAGGAGGCUGACGUGAAGGAGGCGGAGUCAGGUGGUCCCCAGGAAGAGCAGGACCAGGGUGUGGAGAGAGAGUCGGAGGAAGGAGCAGGAGUGAUUCCCAGCUCCCCCGAGGAGUGGCUGGAGAGCCCCAAGGAGGAGGGCAGUGGCCUCAGCCCAGGUGGGUUGGGUCCAGACACCGCAGCAGCUUCGGGAGAGACCAGUCCUUCGGCCAGUGAGUCUUCACCCAGCGAUGCACCCCAGACUCCCACGGAGCCUCCUCCCUCACAGGAGAAGAAGAAAGAGAAGGCACCGGAGCGCAGGGUGUCGGCCCCUGCCCGGCCCCGGGGGCCCCGUGCACAGAACCGCAAAGCCAUCGUGGACAAGUUCGGAGGGGCAGCCUCGGGCCCCACGGCCCUGUUUCGAAACACGAAGGCAGCGGGGGCAGCCAUUGGCAGUGUCAAGAACAUGCUCUUGGAGUGGUGCCGGGCCAUGACCAGAAACUACGAGCACGUGGACAUCCAGAACUUCUCCUCCAGCUGGAGCAGUGGCAUGGCCUUCUGCGCCCUCAUCCACAAGUUCUUCCCCGAUGCCUUCGACUACGCUGCCCUGGAGCCCUCACAGCGCCGACACAACCUCACCCUGGCCUUCUCUACCGCUGAGAAACUGGCCGACUGUGCCCAGCUGCUGGAGGUGGACGACAUGGUGCGGCUGGCAGUGCCCGACUCCAAGUGCGUCUACACCUACAUCCAGGAGCUGUACCGCAGCCUGGUGCAGAAGGGACUGGUGAAGACCAAGAAGAAAUGAGGAGCUGACCGGCGCUGCAGGCGGAGGGGGGCGGGACGCCCGGCUGACCGGCCACGGCCCCCCGAGGCCGCUGGAGCUGGGGCUCGAGCGAGGGCAGGUGGCAUCAGUCUUAAACGCAUUAAAGGUACUUUUGUAAAAUCCUGUCUGGCCCUUCGGUGCACCCUACACCCCCCCACCCAGGAACCUCGCUCACUCUGGGGUAAUGAAGCCCGGCCGCCGGGCUUCCUCACCGGACACGAUCUUCUCAACAACCACGACACCGUUCGGGAAAGUACGAGGGCCUGGGUCCCACCACUAAGCAGCUGUGUGACCUCAGACCAGUGAGUUAACCUCUCUGAGCCUCAGUUUACCAUCUGAACAGUCACACCUCGUGGACCUGUUGGGAGGGUUAAACGAGACGAUGAAAUGAAUGGAAAGCUUUGCCCGGUGCCUGUCACAUCAAGUGUUCGAUAAGUGAGGCCGAAAGUAAA